ACUGGUGUGUCUGGUCCAGUGUCAGAUAUGUACAGAAUGUCUCAAUACACUGGACAAGUCUUGAUACUAUUAUGCCAUGCAUUGUCAAUAAGCACCCUGAUACAACGAUUGUGUAAAACCGUUUUCUCUGAUUUUCAGUGAUCCAUGCAUAUCAUCUUCACAGCCAUUUGCAAAUACUUUUGCUUUUUCUGUCGUUGUGAAAUCAAGACUUUAUCCCCUUAUAUGUCUGACAGUAUAUGUUUUAGCUUGGAGGAUACAGCCUUCCGUUUUGGGUUCUUGGUGGAUGCGUCCUAGCCUGUGGAAUUCUUUCAUUGGCUAUCGUUCCAUCCCAAACGCGUGAAGUGACAGAGGAAGACAAAGGUAAACGCCAAUCCAGCGUGACGUUACUCCGAAGUCCUCUGGUAUGGUUUGGUGCUUUUGGUAUUGAAAGUGCUCUCAUCUGUUUCACACUUUGGAACCCUGUUUUUGCUGAUUAUCUAACCCAGUUCAAUCUCAGCCAAGGUGUCAUCGCCCUAGUUUUUAUCAUAGGACCAGGAAUCUAUUCGUUCACAACGCCUUUCUGGGGAUUGCUGAUUGACAAAAAACAGGUACCUGUAACUCCUUUGAUUAUGGCGGGUCUGACAUGUAGCGGAAUUUCAUUGCUGUUCUUUGGCCCUGCACCUUUCAUUCCAGCUGUUACUCCAUCCUUCUGGCUGACCAUCACAACACAGGCUUCCCUGGCUGUCUCAUUGGGACCAGUUAUCGUUAGUUCUAUGAAGUGCAUCGUUAUUGGUACAAGGGAGCUGGGCUUUGAAGAUGACCGAAAAAGUGCCAGUCUUAUCUCGGGUAUUGUGUGUUCUGCCACCAGUUUAGGGACAUUUUGUGGUCCCGUGCUUGGUGGAGUGCUGACGGAAUAUUUUGGAUACAAAUAUGCAAUGGCACUAGGCACAAUCUGGAUCAUGGCGCCCAUGGUUUGCUUUACUCCAUAUCUAUGUCUCAGAGAAUGGCAACGCCGGUCAGAUACAAAGAACAAGCUUAAGGACAUAUGCCAACAAACAGACCAAGAGACAGAUGCCCAACCUCCCAUGGAACUGGCUACAGUACGAAACCCACUUCUAACCGUCUGGACAGAGUAGCUCAACUGUCAGUUAAAUCUUAUCUAAGUUCCUUGCCUGUGUCUUUGUGUAUGUCUAUGUGUUCUAAUGUUAUGUCAUUAAUUCGUAAUGAAACAUGGUUUAUUUAUGCGAAAAACCUAUUUUGCUCUUUUGCGGGUGUUGCACACCCUUAUGUUUAUUUAUAUGUCGAUCUUA
Haliotis rubra (blacklip abalone) is the source of this 1289-nucleotide messenger RNA. RefSeq names its product MFS-type transporter SLC18B1-like. The transcript is spliced from 8 exons. The coding region runs from base 609 to 1115 and encodes 168 amino acids. Gene Ontology annotation, molecular function: transmembrane transporter activity. NCBI's taxonomy places the organism in Eukaryota, Metazoa, Mollusca, Gastropoda, Lepetellida, Haliotidae. The record is from RefSeq and is a predicted model, not a curated record. Gene Ontology annotation, biological process: transmembrane transport. Gene Ontology annotation, cellular component: membrane.